Vicugna pacos (alpaca) is the source of this 2032-nucleotide messenger RNA. The record is from RefSeq and is a predicted model, not a curated record. Lineage: Eukaryota; Metazoa; Chordata; Mammalia; Artiodactyla; Camelidae.
UAGGUGAAUUCAGAUAUGGAAGUCACCAGGGAAAAUUCAUGAAAGAGGCUGCAUUUUAGCUCUUAGUAAUGCCUAUGUUUCUUUUCUUUGCAGAACAAAGAGUAGAAGAUGUCCGACUUAUCCGAGAGCAGCACCCUACCAAAAUCCCGGUGAUAAUAGAACGAUACAAGGGUGAGAAGCAGCUUCCUGUCCUGGAUAAAACGAAGUUCCUGGUGCCUGAUCAUGUCAAUAUGAGUGAGCUCAUCAAGAUAAUUAGAAGGCGCUUACAGCUCAACGCUAACCAAGCCUUCUUCCUGUUAGUGAACGGACACAGCAUGGUGAGUGUGUCCACACCAAUUUGUGAAGUGUACGAAAGCGAGAAGGACGAAGAUGGGUUCCUGUAUAUGGUGUAUGCCUCUCAGGAGACUUUCGGAGUGAAAUUGUCUGUGUAAGACUAGAAAAAUGCGUCUGUUCUAAAAUCUUUUUAAACCCUUACCAAGGAAUGAAAAAGGGAUGUUACCAGCUGAGGUCAGGCCAUCUAAUCAGAUCAUCAGAACAGCAGUGCUCCUGCCUAGGAGUUUUAGGGAGUUUUUUUUGUAUUUCAAGCAGAAAAACAGCUCCAAGUGAGCACACUCAGCUUUGGAAAACUUUAUUAUUUAACCUAGGCUGUCUUGUUUUCAAAUUCAGAAGUUUAAAAAUAAAAUACUUUGCAUUCUAAGUUGCCAGUAAGAUAGACCGUCAAGUUAUUUUAAUGCUCUUUCCCCAAAAGGAACUUGCAUUUUGAGCAUUCAGAGAGACAUUGUCUUCUCUCUACGUUCACAGAACCUGCCAGCUUUUUGUAGGACUUCUACUCAGCUGAGAAAUCUCCGUAAGAGGAUCUUUAAGCAUAAGUUGUCAGGCAUAGCCAAAUCCCCCCACCCCUCAAAAACCCCUACAUUUGCCGUAAUAGUUGGCAGAAAGCGGGGGGGGGGGGUGAGAAAACUGAGCUGCUGUUGAUGGUUCCUGAUCGCUAAUGAGUGUAUUCCACGUCCACGCUUAACAUUAUAAUGUUCACAUUUGGUUUGUUCUCUAGACGGUAACACAGAAAAACACUGCUUAACAGGAACUCUGAAUAUAAUUUUGGUUAAGUUUCUUAAAAGGCCUGGAGAAAAAGAAUGACAUUUCUUCUGCUUUGAAUAAUAAUGUGUAUGAGCCCAAACCGGUGCCUGCUUUGGUGAACAGCUAGGUCACUUUCUUCUUUAGGACAGAGGUAGAAAACUACAGAAUACUGAGACUAAAAGCAUUAGAAUUCAGAUGCGCUUCCUCUGCCUUUUGGCUUAAAAGCUGUAGUUGAUCCAUGUUUUAUGUUAAGUAUGUGACUAAAAUGUUACCAUAUUUUUAAUUUAAUUAAGAGUAUUUCAGUUGUCACUGUUAGGUCGGCAGCCGUCAGAAAUCCCCCCUCUACAUGCAUGUCCGUCUUGAAAACAGCAAAAGGAGGACUAUGCUCUUCACGAAUAUUAACGUCAAGUUCCAUUUUCCAAGGCCAACUAGAAUAAAUAACCAACGCUUCCUACUACCUGCAUGGGAUUCACUCUCCACGUGGGACUUAGCACAGAAAGGCCUGUGACCACUUAGACUACUUGUAGCAGGUCACCAUUUACCCUUGUGUAUUUAGGUGUGUGUGGAUCGCCUGUAUCUGUUAGUGGAAGUUAUUCCCUCUAAUGGAGGAAGCAGCAGUAUCACUGCGUAUGGGCCCUUGACCCCAGCAGCUCCUCCUCCCAUUGCAUGCAUCUGUCCACAUGGCUAACUCUUAAUAUGUAUAUUUUUACAUUAUGUAAAUUCUUAAUCAGCCUGUCUUGUUUAGAUUGUAUACAUCAUUAUAUCUGACAUUCUUGUAACUACUGCGUGAUCAAUAAGAUUCCUUAAAGAAAUUCUGCUUUUUAAAGAAAAAUACCAUGCUAAGAGGGGUGAUUUGUACCCCAGAUUAGUGGGUGGUCACUCGAUUUAUAGGAUCUUUAAAACAAGUACAUUUUUAAUGAACUAAGGUGAAUAAAGGCACAACUAAAAACUGUCA